This is a messenger RNA of Micropterus dolomieu (smallmouth bass), 1955 nucleotides long. RefSeq names its product zinc-binding protein A33-like. The transcript has 3 exons. Gene Ontology annotation, molecular function: protein binding; zinc ion binding. Bases 3 to 1796 code for a protein of 597 amino acids. Lineage: Eukaryota; Metazoa; Chordata; Actinopteri; Centrarchiformes; Centrarchidae. The record is from RefSeq and is a predicted model, not a curated record.
GCAUGCACGGGGACGCCACUCGCUGCAGGAGUGGGACUUCAGUUGUUGCAGCUCAGAGAGACAGGGAGAGGCAUGCUGAAAGCAGUGGCCUGACAGGGACAUCAUGCUCUGAAGAUACAGAUGAUCAGAGUUUCAACAUGUCGGCCGCCAACUAUCUGUUGACUGAAGAGCAGCUUUUGUGCAGUAUCUGUCUGGAUGUGUUCACUGACCCAGUCACUCUACCAUGUGGGCACAACUUCUGCAAAAAUUGCAUCACACAGCACUUGAAUUUUAAUUCCCAGCGCCAGUGUCCAAUGUGUAAAGAGCAUGUUGAUAGAAAAUAUAAGCCUGGGAUCAAUACGUUCAUAUCCGAGAUGGCUGUUCAGUUCAGACAGUCAGCUGGAAAGAAAGCCAGUAACAGCUCAGCACAACAUGUUGCCAAACCUGGAAAGGUUUCCUAUGACAUUCCUAGACAUAAACGGACAGCCCUGAAAUUCUACCUGCUGUUAGCAUUAGGCCUGGUUUGCCUGACCAUCUACUUUGCAACCAAGGUAAAGCUUCAUCAAACAGUGUCCAGCUUGAAAACGGAUCAUCUGUUAGAUACUGAAGAGACAGGCAGCAUGUGUACUAAGCAUGGCAAACCUCUGGAGCUCUUCUGCAAGAAUGAACAAAUGCCCAUUUGUCAGUCCUGCGCUGACUCAAGUCACAGAUUUCACCAUUUUGUUCCUCUAAAGGAAGAAUAUGAGGUUAAGAAGACAGAGCUUAGGAAAACAGAGGCCAAAAUUCAGCAGAAGAUCCUGCAGAGACAACUAAAAACUCAGGAGAUCAAGAAUUGGGUAACGCUCAAUAAGGAAACUGCAGACAGAGAGAUGGCAGAUGGGGUUCAGGUCUUCGCCGCUUUGAUACAGUCUUUGGAAAAAGCCAAGACCGAGCUCAUUGGAAUGAUUGAAGAGAAGCAGAAAACAACAGAGAAACAGGCCAAAGGUUUCAUCCAAGAGCUGGAGCAGGAAAUCUCUGAGCUGAUGAGGAGACGGGCUGACGUGGAACAGCUCGCUCACUCAAAAGACCACGUCCACUUCCUCAAAAGCGUUGCAUCCCUGAACGCUGCGCUAGUCACCAAAGACUGGACAGAGGUCAGUAUUUGUCCAGCGUCAUAUGAAGGAAUCCUGAGGACAGUCAUGGUGAGUGCUGUGAAUCAGCUGACAGAGACCGUCAGAGAGGAGAUUAAGAAGCUGCGUGAAACUGAGCUAAAGACCGUCCAGCAGAAUGCGGUGGAGGUGACUCUGGAUCCUGAUACAGCACAUCCUGCUCUCAUCCUGUCUGAUGAUAGGAAACAAGUACACAAUGGUGAUGUAUGGAAGAAACUCCCAGACAACUCAAAAAGAUUUGAACUUGGGAUGUUUGUCUUGGGAAAGCAGAGUUUCUCUUGUGGAAGAUUUCACUAUGAUGUCGAAGUUAAAGGAAAGACCUCAUGGAUUUUAGGAUUGGCCAAAGAGUCAGUCAACAGGAAGACAGAACUCAAAAUAAACCCUGAGAAUGGCAUCUGGGCUAUAUUUCGGAGUCAUAGAAAAGAGUACUUGGCACUUUCUAGCCAGUCUGUCCCUCUCUCUGUGAAUCAUCAUCCUGAGAAGGUGACAGUGUUUGUGGAUUAUGAGGACGGUCUGGUCUCCUUUUAUGACGUAGAUGCUGCUGCUCUUCUCUACUCCUUCACCGGCUGCUCCUUCACUGAGAAACUCUACCCAUUCUUCAGUCCUGGUACUAGUGACAGUGGCAGAAACUCUGCCCCUCUGGUCAUCUCUCCUGUCAAUACGCAAUAACUUAUGGCUUUAAUAUUGUUAUUAGGGUUUUUAAGGUUGUGGGAUUGGGUAGCUGGUUGCUAUGUGCAGAUGCUACAGUUCUUUCCUGUUUCUUUACUAGCUGCUAGUUAGCUUCACUAACAAAUUACACCCUCUCCUGAUCCUAAUCACUGUGGUAAC